This is a messenger RNA of Dama dama (fallow deer), 3049 nucleotides long. It is a transcript of the gene CDKL5, whose product is annotated as cyclin dependent kinase like 5. Gene Ontology annotation, biological process: protein phosphorylation; positive regulation of axon extension; regulation of dendrite development. Gene Ontology annotation, cellular component: dendrite cytoplasm; nucleus. Lineage: Eukaryota; Metazoa; Chordata; Mammalia; Artiodactyla; Cervidae. The coding region runs from base 167 to 3049 and encodes 960 amino acids. The transcript has 17 exons. The record is from RefSeq and is a predicted model, not a curated record. Gene Ontology annotation, molecular function: protein kinase activity; ATP binding.
GAAAUCAUUUAAUACUUCACAUUAGGACAAAUAUGUGAAAGUUCCUGCCAACCUGUGAGAACUUCUUCCUUCGGACAUUUUUUGUUCUACUUACUGUACAGCUUUCUUAGAAGUUCUUUUUUGAUGCCAUGUUCUGUGGCUUGCAUCUUAAGAGGAGUUUGUCUUCAUGAAGAUUCCUAACAUUGGUAAUGUGAUGAAUAAAUUUGAGAUCCUUGGGGUUGUAGGUGAAGGAGCCUAUGGAGUUGUACUUAAAUGCAGACAUAAGGAAACUCAUGAAAUUGUGGCAAUCAAGAAAUUCAAGGACAGUGAAGAAAAUGAAGAAGUCAAGGAAACGACUUUACGAGAGCUUAAAAUGCUUCGUACUCUCAAACAGGAAAACAUUGUGGAGUUGAAGGAAGCCUUUCGUCGGAGGGGGAAAUUGUACUUGGUGUUUGAGUAUGUUGAAAAAAAUAUGCUUGAAUUGCUGGAAGAAAUGCCAAAUGGAGUUCCACCUGAAAAAGUAAAAAGUUAUAUCUAUCAGCUAAUCAAAGCUAUUCACUGGUGCCAUAAGAAUGAUAUUGUUCAUCGAGAUAUAAAACCAGAAAAUCUCUUAAUCAGCCACAAUGAUGUUUUGAAACUGUGUGACUUUGGUUUUGCUCGGAAUCUAUCAGAAGGAAAUAAUGCUAAUUAUACAGAAUAUGUGGCCACCAGGUGGUAUCGGUCCCCAGAACUCUUACUUGGAGCUCCCUAUGGAAAGUCUGUAGAUAUGUGGUCAGUUGGCUGUAUUCUUGGGGAGCUUAGUGAUGGACAGCCUUUAUUUCCUGGAGAAAGUGAAAUUGACCAACUCUUUACCAUUCAGAAGGUGCUAGGACCACUUCCAUCUGAGCAGAUGAAACUCUUCUAUAGUAAUCCUCGCUUCCACGGGCUCCGGUUCCCAGCUGUUAACCAUCCUCAGUCGUUGGAGAGAAGAUACCUUGGAAUUUUAAACAGCGUUUUACUUGACUUAAUGAAGAAUUUACUGAAGUUGGACCCAGCUGACAGAUACUUGACAGAACAGUGUUUGAAUCACCCUACAUUCCAAACCCAGAGGCUUUUGGAUCGCUCCCCUUCAAGGUCAGCAAAAAGAAAACCUUACCAUGUGGAAAGCAGCACUUUGUCUAAUAGAAACCAAGCCAGCAAAAGUGCGGCUUUGCAGUCUCACCACAGAUCUAACAGCAAAGAUAUCCAGAACCUAGGUGUGGCUCUGCCCCGGGCUGAUGAAGGGCUUCCUGCCAACGAAAGCUUCCUGAAUGGAAACCUUGCUGGAGCUACUCUUAGUCCCAUGCACACCAAAACCUACCAAGCCGGCAGCCAGCCUGGGUCUACCAGCAAAGAUCUAACCAACAACAACAUUCCACACCUUCUCAGCCCAAAAGAAGCCAAGUCAAAGACAGAGUUUGAUUUUAAUAUUGACCCAAAGCCUUCAGACGGCCCAGGCACGAAGUACCUCAAGUCAAGCAGCAGAUCUCAACAGAACCGGCACUCAUUUAUGGAAAGUUCUCAGAGCAAAGCUGGAACGCUGCAGCCCGGUGAAAAGCAGAGUCGGCACAGCUACAUUGACACCAUUCCCCAGUCCUCUCGGAGUCCUUCCUAUAGGACCAAGGCCAAAAGCCAUGGGGCGUUGAGUGACUCCAAGUCUGUGAGCAACCUUUCCGAAGCCCGGGCCCAGAUCGCAGAGUCCAAUACCAGUAGGUACUUCCCAUCCAGCUGCUUGGACUUGAACUCUCCCACCAGCCCAACCCCCACCAGACACGGUGAUACAAGAACUUUGCUCAGCCCCUCGGGGAGAAAUAACCGAAGUGAAGGCACUCUUGACUCACGCCGAACCACAACCAGGCAUUCUAAGACGAUGGAGGAAUUGAAGCUGCCUGAACACAUGGACAGCAGCCAUUCCCAUUCGCUAUCUGCACCUCAUGAAUCCUUUUCGUAUGGGCUGGGCUACACCAGCCCCUUCUCCUCCCAGCAGCGUCCACAUAGGCAUUCCAUGUACGUGACCCGGGACAAAGUGAGAGCCAAGGGCUUGGACGGAAGCUUAAGUGUAGGACAAGGGAUGGCGGCCAGAGCCAACAGCCUGCAGCUCUUAUCACCUCAGCCCGGGGAGCAACUCCCUCCAGAGAUGACUGUGGCACGAUCUUCUGUUAAGGAGUCCUCCAGAGAAGGCACCUCUUCAUUUCAUGCACGGCAGAAGUCUGAGGGUGGCGCGUAUCAUGACCCCCACUCUGAUGAUGGCACCGCCCCCAAGGAAAAUAGACACCUGUAUAAUGAUCCUGUUCCGAGAAGAGUUGGCAGCUUCUACCGAGUGCCAUCUCCACGUCCAGACAAUUCUUUCCAUGAAAAUAAUGUGUCAACCAGAGUUUCUUCCCUACCAUCAGAAAGCAGUUCUGGAACUAACCACUCAAAAAGACAGCCAACAUUCGAUCCAUGGAAAAGUCCUGAAAACAUUAGUCAUUCUGAACAACUCAAGGAAAAGGAAAAACAAGGUUUUUUCAGGUCAAUGAAAAAGAAAAAGAAGAAAUCUCAAACAGUGCCCAAUUCUGACGGCCCUGAUCUUCUGACAUUACAGAAAGCCAUUCACUCUGCUAGCACCCCGAGCAGCAGACCCAAGGAGUGGCGUCCUGAGAAGAUCUCUGAUCUACAGACCCAAAGCCAGCCAUUAAAAUCACUGCGCAAGCUGUUACAUCUCUCUUCAGCCUCAAAUCACCCGGCUUCCUCAGACCCCCGCUUCCAGCCCUUAACAACUCAACAAGCCAAAAAUUCCUUCUCAGAAAUUCGGAUUCACCCUCUGAGCCAGGCCUCUGGCGGGAGCAGUAACAUCCGGCAGGAGCCAACACCAAAGGGCAGGCCGGCCCUCCAGCUGCCAGGUCAGAUGGACCCUGGUUGGCACGUGUCCUCUGUGACCCGGAGUGCCACAGAGGGGCCUUCCUACUCUGAACAGCUGGGUGCCAAGAGUGGGCCAAAUGGGCACCCUUAUAAUAGAACAAAUCGGUCCAGAAUGCCAAAUCUGAAUGAUUUAAAAGAGACAGCCUUGUAA